Molecule: messenger RNA, 315 nt
Organism: Meloidogyne enterolobii
Lineage: Eukaryota; Metazoa; Nematoda; Chromadorea; Rhabditida; Meloidogynidae
Source: the annotation of a GenBank genome assembly
UUCUCUACAAUGAAUAAUCAAACCCCAAGACGUACAAACCAUCAACUUAGUUCAAGUGGAAAGUCAAAUUCACAACGUGAAAGUUUAAAUUCCCAACGUGACAACUCAAAUUUGCGAUGUGAAAAUGCUUUGGUAGAGGCUAAGUUUGUCAAUUACGACCAUUUCAACAGACUUCACAAUGAAGCAACUGCUGACAUCAGAAAAUUACAAGAAAAACAGGACGAACUCAACGCUACAAUUAAAUCUAUUAUUCUCAGCAGUGGGGCUUAUAAUCUUCAAGCACAAACGUUAAUUUUAUUUUUAAAUUUUUUUUAA